UAUUCUUGUGGUUGUUACUGCUAGUAUGCUUGUAGUUGUUGCUACUGGUAUGCUUGUGGUUGUUACAGCUGGUAUGCUUGCGGCUAUUACUGCUGGUAUGCUUGCGGUCGUUGCUGCUAGUGUGCUUGCAGUUGUUGCUGCUGUUGUUUUUAUGGUUGUUGCCGCUGUUGUUCUUGUGGUUGUUGCUGGUAUGCUUGUAGUUGUUGUUGUCAUGGCUUCUUGA
Molecule: messenger RNA, 223 nt
Organism: Racocetra persica
Lineage: Eukaryota; Fungi; Glomeromycota; Glomeromycetes; Diversisporales; Gigasporaceae
Source: the annotation of a GenBank genome assembly